Pogona vitticeps (central bearded dragon) is the source of this 5265-nucleotide messenger RNA. The record is from RefSeq and is a predicted model, not a curated record. NCBI's taxonomy places the organism in Eukaryota, Metazoa, Chordata, Lepidosauria, Squamata, Agamidae.
AUGGUGUUCCUUGCAAUAAGACCUAGCCUGUUUAAAGCAUGGCGUGAUAAAGUGGCAGAUACACCCAAAGAAGGUGAGCCCUUGACAUUGGAGAAGAUGUUGGAAGAUGAACCUCUCACUCUUGCCCACUGUAAUGAAGUAAGCAUCAUGCUGCACGAGAUGACGGAUUGUCCACUCUUCAACAGAGCAGAGUAUGUUGCCAUCAAGUACAUUGCAACCAUGGUGGCGAACCUUACAAAGGCCUUCAGUCUUCUAAGUAAGCAAUGCCGGGGCCUUAAAAUCAAGUACGACAGCUUGCUUUCCAUAGAUAGCAGGAAGCAAGACCCUCAGGUGGUCCAACUGCAGAAAGAAUUGCGAGCAGCGCUAGAGAAAAAGGCAGCUCUUGAAAUGCAAGUCCACAAAGUUGAAGAGCGGUGCAAGAUACUCCUCAUCACUAAUGAGACAAUGCAAAAAGAAUUGCAGGAUGCCAAUGAGAGAGGCAUGUUGGUGAGUAAAGUCUCCUUUCCCAAGGUUCAUUCAGGAAAGACUCCUGAGAGGAUUCUCUCAGAUCAAGAAAAGAAACUGAAAAGCAAGGAGGGGGAACAGUCACCUGUAAAACUCCAGGCUCCAUCUAUACCGGAACUGCAUGCAAAACCUGAAGAAAGAGAAAUGCCCAUCGAGAAGCUGGCAGAUGAACAGGGUAAGAGGGAAAAACUGCAAGCAACUGUUCCAGAGAAAACGGACUACUUGCCUCCUCCUACAAUAAGCACUCAAGAUGGUGGGAUUAAGAUGGAUAAGAAGGACCAAGAGAAAGACACAUUUCCAGAGGUGGUACCAACUGACAUUUCAUCUGACAAACAUCAACCAGAGAUAGCACAGAAGUCCCAAGAAGAAAAAGGUCCCCUGGCAGAGGAUGCACUGAAGUCUCCAGAAGAAAAAAGCCCUCUGGAAGAGAAAGCUCCCAAGUCUCCAGAAGAAAAAGGCCCUCUGGAAGAGAAAGCUCCCAAGUCUCCAGAAGAAGAAGCCCCCCUGGAAGAGGAAGCCCAGAAGAGCCCAGAAGAAAAACCCCCCACAGAAGAGCACCUCUUAUUAGCACCACCUAUCAGCACUACUACAGAGGACAGACCAUCUCUUGAAAAAGACCAAGCGCUCAUCAGCAAACGGAAAAUAACCAAAGUUGUCAGACGGUCCUCAAAGUUAAGUCAAUGGAAAAAAUUACAAACUUCCCUUAUAACAAAGUCUACAAAACCCUCAGAUGAGCCAUCACAGCCACCUGAAGAAAGCAGUAUCAUCUCAGAUGAUGCAUCAGUGGUACAACCUGCCCCUGCAAUCGACACUGAAGUGUCACAACCUGCUACUUUACAUGACACCACGAUCACACAACCUACCACAUUAGAUGAUACAUCAGUGACACAACCUGCCACUUUAGAUGACAGAGCGGUCACACAACCUACCACCUUAGAUGAUACAUCAGUGACACAACCUGCCACUUUAGAUGACAGAGCGGUCACACAACCUACCACCUUGGAUGAUACGACACAACCUGCCACUUUAGAUGACAUAGCUGUGGCACAACCUGCUAUGUUAGAUGAUACAAAGGUGACAAAAUCUGCCUCCUUACAUGAUGCAGGAGAAACAUCACCCCAAGCUUCAGUAGAUAGUGCCCCAAAACCAAGGGCUGAAGAGGACAGUACAAGCACUUCUCCUGAAGUGGAAUCUCCACCAUUAUCGAGUCAGCCAACUGAAAGCACACCGGGUCCCAGCGUCAAAUCAGAAGGGACCCGAGGCAAGCGCAGUGUAUCACUAAGAGGCACUGCAGGCAAACUUGUACAGACUAUGAAAGUAAAAAAGAUUGUCAAAUUUAUAGGAGAGGGUAUGGUUCCAGACAGCCGAGAGAGGUCAGAUGCAGAGUCCCCAGAAAGUCCUCAACCAGGGGCAGUGGAAGGAGCUGAGGAGUCAAGUGCCGAUGCACAAGAAGCUGGAACCAUGCAGGUACAGAAACGGUUAACAGGCAAGUCAAAAGAAAUCCGUGAAAAGAAAGACACAAAGCGCACUAGUAAAAUGUUAGCAGGCAUACUGCAAUCAAAGCAGGCAGAGAGGACAGAAGAGGUCCUCCAGAGCUUAGGAACUAAAUUGCAAGAGACCGCCAGGGACAGAGGGGGUGUGAUAGAUGCAGAGACUAUCAAAGACAUUUUUGAGGAACUGGGCAUUGCUUAUCCGGAUAUUGCACUAGGACAGGUGACUGGAAGCCAUCCCAUUGACAAACCAGGCAAAGGAUACACUGCAAAAAGGCUCUCCUUAGUACCUUCUGUACCUGAACAAGCACUUAAAAAGGAAAGGCGACGGACUUUGGAAGAAGUGCCAUCUGGUCAAGACAUAAGCUCUGCAUUGCAAGAAUUCCAAACAGCUAUCCUUGCCUGUAUAGAGGAUAAGCUAGAGAAAGCAAAGACGGGCUCCCUAGGCACUCAGAAGCGGCUGGAGCCCACAGAUCCACAGGUUCAACAACUUUUUCAGGCAAUAGACAAAAAACUGGAAGAAUGCUUCUCCAUGAAACAGAAGAUUAUGAGAAGCGUACAAAGCAAAGAAGAGUUGCUAGAUGGAGAGGAAAGAGAAAUCGAAAUCAUAACUUCUCUCCAUGACACUCCUUCUGCUGUGGGCCAUUUAUCCUCAGGUAGUUCUUUGAGUGUGCCCAGAAGAGAACGUGAAGAACCAACAACAUCUGGAAAUGCCUCACAUUUAGAGGCAUGGGAAGAGAAGGAACUUGAGCAGGAAAUGGAGCAGGAGAUAGGGCUGGAGAAGGGAGGGAGGGAAAAAGAAAAGAAAGAGAAGAAACAGGAGAAAGAGCAGGAGAUGGAAGUGAAGAGGGAGCCACUGUAUCAAAAAGAAAGACUCUCCCCACUGGAUGGACACCUGCCAAAGCUGGAAGAGGAGGAGGAAGAAGACUAUUACCAGAUGUUACCUCCCCACAAAGAAAAGCGAUCUCUGGAGGAUUUGCCAGAUGAAAGACAUCUGCUGGGCAGGGCAUCAUCAUGGGAAGGGAAAAAACACAAAAUAAUACAACCUUCUGAUGAACUCCAGACGCACCUCCGCAGGCGAAAAGAGCCACUGUGGAAAGAGAGUAAACCAGUCGCUGAAAUGGAGAGCUUGCAGGAGUUGGAUGAAGGCAAGGAGCUCUUGCACAUGCAGCUGCAGGAGCAGCUGGAAAGAGAGAAGGAGCAGCUGCAAGAGGAACUUAGGCAGCUGCAAGAGGAGCGGCAGCGGCUGGAGGAGGAAGAGAAGCACCUUGAGCAAUGGAAGCAGAUGUGUGAGCAGCAGCAGGUGCAGUGGGAGUAUCAGCAGCAGCAGCACAAGGAACAAGAGCAUUUGUGGCAGGUGCAGCUUCAGCACUGGCAGCACCUGCAGCAGGAAAAUGAGGCGCAGGCACAACACUGGUCGGUGCAGAGAGAGCAGCAGAAGGAGCAGCAGGACCUGUUGCAGCAGGAGAUUGAGCGGCUGCAGCAGGAAUACAGAGAGUACCUGAAAAUGCGAGGGGAGCAAGCGGAAGAGCAGUGGCGCUGGAAUCAGCUGAAAGCCUGGCACGAGCAGCAAGCGAAGACCUGGCAAGAGGAGGACGAGGAGCAGGAGAGAAAGAGGCACCGGCUGCAGGAGCAGCUGGCCCAGCACGAGGAGCAGCUGGAGGCCUUGCGGCAGGAACGGCAGGAGCAGGAGCAAGCGCUGAAGAGGUUGCAGCAGGAGCAGCAGGAGCGGCAGGAAGCCCUCCAGCACCUCUGGGAGAAGCGGUGGCGGCGGCAGCUAGAAAGCUGGCACCGUCAGAUGCAGAGACAGCGGGCGCAGCAAUACAAAUGGCAGGAACACAGCAAGCGCUUGCAGGAGAGGCAGCGACAGCUGUGGAAAGAAGCCAAGUCCCCAGCUCCCAAGCUAAAAGUGGUGGAAGGCUCUGCUCUGGAUCAGUUUUCUAAGCAAGAGAAAGUCUCUCCCACCUCCAGGGAAAGACACCCCUCUACUACGCCUCAACUUACCCCCAUUCCUAGCACUGAAUUUGAGGAAGACACCUUAGAGCUGGAGACCACCUGGUUCCCCAAAUUGUUCACCAAAGCCGGGGAUUUUUCUGCCCCUGGCAUCACAGAGAAGCGUUACUGGAUUAAUGUGGAAGCUCAGAGAAAAAACCUGGAGUUGUUAAAGGAAGCGGCCAAAAAUGCUGGGGUUUCGUCAGAACUCUACUCCAAAGCCAAGGCGAUGAUCAACCAAGCACUGCACAGCGAUGUGGAGAGACUGGGUUUGCUUUUCCAAAAGUACACAUCUUUCUACCAUCUCCAGGAAGCCAGAAGAAACUUAACUAUACAGUUGGAUGCUGCUAAAGAUAUUCAAGAUGGGGUUAAAAUGCAGAAUUUGUACAAGAUGGUGGAAAAGCUGGAUUCCUACCAGAAAAAGGUUCUGGACAAUUGGACGGUAAAGCAGAAUGCUGUGGAGAAGAAACGUCGGCGGUGCCUUGAAAAGAUGAUUGCAUUGUUUGCUCAGCUUCGCUUGAGCACCAAACUCCACCUAAGUUACCCUCACCCACUGAUGAUCAAAGCGGGAGACAGCACAAAGAAGGAGAUUCUGCAUAUGCCACGUAUUGGAUCUGUCUUCCUAAAGCCCAAAGUCUACUCAAGUCCUCUCAUCAGUGUGAAGAAACCACCAGAUUUCACAUUCUCAGCUGUAGUCAGAGAGCCAAGCAGUGAACAGCUAACAUCGUUGUGGAACACUGAUAUCACAGAACUGAGUAUCCCUCUUGGACCCAAAACACCAGUGUCUGUGUUGUGGUCAGAGGCUUGUGGCUUUCCAGAUAUCCCUAGACUUUUGGAGUUAGACAUUUCCUCCAUUAGGAAGAAGCCCCUUCAAAAUAUAAAGACACGGAUUCAAAGUAUUCCAAGAUGGAAAAUAUCUGGAUACAAUUUCAUGCAUCUGUAAAUUAGAUAGUAACCUACACAGUUUCAAUAUGUAGUUUAAUUGUGUCUGUAAAAGAAUAAUAAUAUGUAAGUAGUUGAAUAGGCAGUAUAGUUUUAAAAGAGAGUAUGUGUUGUAUUCAUAUGUCUCUUAAGGUUAUGGAGCUAUAGAGCUCAAACAGAGAGCAUUGUUAAUUUACCCAUUUAUUUAUGUGUUUUGCUCCUUGCUCUAGUAAGAUUAAUGGUCCGAAGUCAAAUCUGCAAGCAUUUUGAGCUGGCUAGCUAGCCGACUAGGUACAUUUUAUUAGUUAAUGACCAAUAUCUGAAAAAAAAAACAUAUAUACAUAAAAUAUGUUAUUCC